This is a messenger RNA of Gasterosteus aculeatus aculeatus (three-spined stickleback), 1212 nucleotides long. RefSeq lists its product as uncharacterized. Lineage: Eukaryota; Metazoa; Chordata; Actinopteri; Perciformes; Gasterosteidae. The record is from RefSeq and is a predicted model, not a curated record. Gene Ontology annotation, biological process: regulation of T cell proliferation; T cell receptor signaling pathway. Gene Ontology annotation, cellular component: external side of plasma membrane.
CUUCAGAAAAAGAGGCGGUUUCUGUUACAGGAUGUUUUUUCUGCAUAAGAGAACGUGUGAGGUCUUAGUCACUGCAGCAUCGUGGGAGUGCUUCAGAGAAUACAAGCAGAUCAGAGUUCCUCUCGCAGCACACGGUCGACGCAGUCCGCCGGAGGAGCUCAGAGCUUCUAGAAGGUGCACGAGGGAAAGCCUCGAGGCGAGUUCACGGUCUCGGUAGCAAGAACGUCAAGAUGAGAGCGCGCUGGAUGUUCAUGGUGCUCCUGAGCUGCGGGUCAUAUCAUGUCAUUAAGACCCUGGACGACUGCAAGGGCUCAGUCAAAGCAGAAUGCGUGCCUGUCGGGGGAGAGGUGUCCGUGCCCUGUCCAAAUGUGACGGGCGAGGACGUGAUCAUCCACCUCUACAAGGACCAUACAAGGAUUUGCAACCACCAGUGCACCGAGGCCGGCAUGAAGCUGCGCCAUGACAAUCAAUCCUACACGCUCACUGUGGUGAAUUCCAGCAGCAAUGGAAUAUACGGAUGUCAGAGCAUAGCCAUGUUCCCGCCGCCCCUCACCAAAACUACUCUGUGCAUCUUGGUGCUCGUGGAUGGACACCAAUGCACCGGCCCAGAGCAGCCCUGCAGGACGAGUGGGGAUCAGUGCGAUGGAUUCCUAUGGAUUUGGAUUCUGGGGCUUGUGCUUCUUUGCAGCUACAGUGUAAUAAUCACCAUCAUCGCCAGCAUCAUCUGGGUCAAGUGGAGGUCAUUGAACUGCCAGAACGACUACAUGAACACCAAACCCAAAGCACAUAAGGACCAGAGGAAGAAGAGGGGGGGGGUUCAAAUCCCGAUUUGCCGUCACUUCUGACCCCCCCGGCGUCUCAUCACCACGUGCACGGCCGUCGUCCUCAUCAAGCGUUGUCACAAGUGAAGCUUUGUUCUUUUGUACCGUCAAUACUGGUUGUCAUGUGCCUACACGGCAAAAAUGAGUAGUUUCUCCUUUGGCAGUUGUGGUUUUAUGAAACAUUAAAAAAAAGAAAAAAAAAUGUACCCAACUUCCUGUUUCGCUUACACAGAUUUUCAAAUGGAUCCCCUCUUUGUGGUUGAAACAGAAGUGGGUGUCUGAAUGAGGGGAUUUAACCACAGUUGUGGGGUUUAGUGGGCUUGUGAACCCACGUGGUGACACGCGAAGUCCGUCACUGGUCUCUGGAAUGAAGAAAUAAAAAAAAAAACAA